UUAUUGGGAAAAGAACGGAAGAAUUGGUGAGAAACCCAGAAGAACAUCGAGACUAAUCUCUCACCGUUGUUGAGAGUGUGAUUUCACCGGCGGUAACAGCCACAGCUUCCAAGAGAAAUGCUAAACCAUUUCCUCUAUCGCUCCUACACUCCUCUCCUCUUCUCCAGAUCCUUCUCCUCUACGCUUUUCGUUAAAGGCAUAUCUUUCUCAAGCACAGAAGAAACAUUAACCCAAGCAUUUUCUCAAUAUGGUCAAGUUCUCAGAGUGGAUGUUAUAAUGGAUAAAAUCAGAUGCAGACCAAAAGGGAUUGCUUAUGUCACAUUCUCUUCUAAAGAAGAAGCCGGGAAAGCUUUAUUAGAACUCAACGGCCGGUUGGUAGACGGGCGGGUGGUGAUCCUUGACAUAACAAAAGCUGGAAAACACAAUCCACCAGACACCAAGCCGAAGCAUGCAGGUGGUGAUAGCUGAUACUUCUCUUUUGUCAACUUGUUAGGUUAAAUUUUGAGACUCAGAAAAACUUCAAACCAGUUUUGAGGUUAUUUGGAAUUGGGGAGUUAGUUAUAGAGUUUGAUGUGCCAUAAAAAAGAGUUAGGAGCUGUGAGUCAUCAUAGACUAGUUUAUCGAAUUGGCAAGUUUCUUCUCGACAUUGUUUGACUCAGUGCAAGGGGGUUCCAAGCAGCCAAAACAAGGUUAGUCCAGAAAGUUAGGCCAGAAGAUCUGCAGCAUAUUAUUGUUUUGCGUUUGACCAUGUAUACAAGUCACGUGACUUGAGAGUCUUUGAGUCUUGUGGACGAUUAUGCUUCGUCUUCUUUGCCUUCACAUACUGACUCAUUGUUCUCUUGAUCUCUUCACAAGUUUCUUCAUGUCUUUGGUA
Messenger RNA from Arabidopsis lyrata subsp. lyrata, 874 nucleotides. Its product is annotated as cold-inducible RNA-binding protein. The record is from RefSeq and is a predicted model, not a curated record. Bases 118 to 468 code for a protein of 116 amino acids. Lineage: Eukaryota; Viridiplantae; Streptophyta; Magnoliopsida; Brassicales; Brassicaceae. The transcript is spliced from 4 exons. Gene Ontology annotation, molecular function: RNA binding.